This is a messenger RNA of Lotus japonicus, 947 nucleotides long. Its product is annotated as agamous-like MADS-box protein AGL62. Bases 43 to 783 code for a protein of 246 amino acids. Gene Ontology annotation, biological process: positive regulation of transcription by RNA polymerase II. Lineage: Eukaryota; Viridiplantae; Streptophyta; Magnoliopsida; Fabales; Fabaceae. The transcript has a single exon. The record is from RefSeq and is a predicted model, not a curated record. Gene Ontology annotation, molecular function: protein dimerization activity; DNA-binding transcription factor activity, RNA polymerase II-specific; RNA polymerase II cis-regulatory region sequence-specific DNA binding.
UUUAGACCCGCAAUUUCUCUUGAUUUCAUUCAGCCUGCAACCAUGUCAACCUCCAGAAGGAAAAGUCUCGGAAGGCAAAAAAUUGAAAUGAAAAAAAUGACAAAUGAAAGCAACCUCCAAGUCACUUUCUCAAAGCGUCGUAGUGGACUCUUUAAGAAAGCCAGCGAGCUAUGCAUCCUAUGCGACGUGGAGAUUGCUCUUGUUGUCUUCUCGCCAGGUGAAAAGGUAUUCUCUUUUGGCCACCCAAGUGUUGAGGCCGUCAUCAAGCGCUACUUCUCUCAAGCACCACCCCAAACCUCUGAUACCAUGCAGUACAUUGAGGCUCAACGCAACUCCAAGGUGCAUGAGCUCAACGUGGAGCUCUCUCAAAUCAACAACCUAUUGGACACCGUGAGGAAUCACGGUGAGGAGCUGAAUCGCCUACACAAGGCGGCACAAGCUCAGUUUUGGUGGGCUUGUCAGAUUGAAGAGAUGGAUAGGCCUAAGCUUGAGCAAUUUAGGAUGGCCUUGAAUGAGCUUAAGAAACAGAUCAGUCGCUAUUGUGACAGGACUCGCAUUCAUGGUGCUCCCGCUGCUAGUACUGCCACUACUAACCCACCAACUCAUAUGUUUUUUGCUUCUGGUUCGUCCAAUGUCAUGAUCCCUCCCCACCACCCACAAUCACCUCCUCCUCAGGUGUUUGCACCACAGUUUUUUGAGGGCUCCAUGAAGCAGGGCCAUCAUUUGUUUGGUGGAAUAUUUAACAACAUGGGAGCAUACGAUGGACCCCCUGGCUUCUACUAAGAUCAUCAUCCCAUGACGAUAUGAUGAAGAUGAUGCCCUUUCUGUUUUCUAGUCUAGUAUUGUUUUUAAUUUCCAUAGCACACAACCUUAACUAGUUUCAUGUAUGAGAUAUAGUUUGGGUUGCUUAUGAUUUGAAUUUCAAUUACCGUUGGAUGUGUUGUUUU